Theileria parva strain Muguga is the source of this 1659-nucleotide messenger RNA. Its product is annotated as Major Facilitator Superfamily protein. Lineage: Eukaryota; Apicomplexa; Aconoidasida; Piroplasmida; Theileriidae. Gene Ontology annotation, biological process: transmembrane transport. The transcript has a single exon. Gene Ontology annotation, cellular component: membrane. Gene Ontology annotation, molecular function: transmembrane transporter activity. The record is from RefSeq and is a predicted model, not a curated record. The coding region runs from base 1 to 1659 and encodes 552 amino acids.
AUGACUAAUAAUGAUACUUCUAUAUCCGAAAACUUAUAUUUAAACAAAGUUUCUAACAAACAAGUAAUCAAACGGACACGCGAACAAAAAUACAAACUAUACACAUUCAUUAUCUUAAUUUUCUUACAGAUUUUUAUAAACUAUGACAACGGUGUGGUUCCGGUUUCUCUGAACUGGAUUCAGGAACCAUAUAACUUUAGUAGUACCGAAUUAGGUAUCAUGGGAUCACUUGCAUACUUUGCCUAUGUUGCAAUGUCACCCUUUAUGCCAUAUUUAUUUUUGACAUUUAGUUCUCAAAUCGUAAUAACCGUUGGUUUAAUCAUCAACCUUUUCUCGUUGGCUGUUUAUGGACUUUCCGUAAAUAAGUAUAUGUUCUUCGUUUCUAAAAUUUGUAUUGGAGCUUCACAGGCAUUGUUCACAACAUACUACCCAAUAUGGGUUGAUACAUUCGCUCCAGAAUUUCACAGGAAUCUUUGGAUGUCAAUAUUACAAGGUGGUAUAGUAACUGGGAUGACAUCUGGAUAUAUUGUUACUUCACUAUUUUCAUUCACUGGAAACAGGGGUUGGAGAUACAGUAUGCUCACUCAGGUUGUAUGUGAAUUAAUUUUAGUAGUUUUGUUCUAUUUAGUUCCAAAGGAGUUUGUUAAUUUUGAUCCAUCUAGGGAUGAACAUGUGGAUUUUAAUCUUUGCUCUUGUGAAAAGUCAUGUUCAGAUACUAUGGAAAUAAACACUGACAAGGGCAUUUGUUUAACCAGUUCCUUUGAUGGCCUAUCCAAUGGUCAGGAUUCUGUUCAUAAACGGUAUCGCAGUUUAGAUUUUGUUUCAAAUGUAUCAUUCGGAAUGAACAGAAACCAACAAAUUUCUAGACUUCAUUCCAGUUUUGAGGGCUUCUCCAGUAAACCUGAAUAUUCUAAAUGCAGUAAAUGUUUCAUAAACAAUGUUAAAUUAUAUCAGGAAACAAUGAGUGUAAAAAAACUUUCGACGUGGUCAAAAUUUAAAUUAUUAAUUAAACAUAAUAUAUUCAUCUUAUCGUGUAUUGGAAUGUCCUCGGUUACAUUUUCUGCCUCAGGAAUGAAUUUCUGGCUAACAAAAAUUUGUUUGGAUUACAUUAAAAUGAAUAAUAAGGGAGUUUACCUCAUAUUUUCGGUUCAGCCAAUAACUGGUGUAUUGUUUGGGAUAAUUAGCGGAUCUCACCUGAUCGACCAAAUCAUUUAUCAUUAUCCAGAGCUUCCACUUUUCGUUGAUUUCACCCUCAUAGUUUGGUCGAUAAUAAUAUGCAUAUUUGAUAUUGUUGUAAUUGUUAUACAAGUUCCAAUUGUUUAUGGAUUUUGCGUUUUUAUUAUUUUGUUCUUUGGAUCAGCGAUAGUUCCAACACUAACAUUACAGUCGGUUGCGUAUCUUCCUCAUAGGCUUAAACCUGCAGGUGCAACUUUCUUCAUAUGUCAAUACCAUAUAUUAGGCUUUACACUAGGUACUAUAAUGCCAGGAAUAGCAAUAGAUAUAUUUAACAGUUACACUGCUGCUCUUUGUGUCAUCUUCCUACCCGGUUUUGUCCUGUUAGCUUGUUGUAUCGCCAUCAUGUGCAUCAAAUGGAACAGAAUUAAUAAAGCGAGACAAACUGGUCGAAGUAUAUAUAUUAAGGGAUUAGUUGUAAUUUAA